AUGGGCAACAUCCUCGGCUCCCAGCGCGUCUUCUACGCGGGGUACGAGUACACCCGGAGCCCUGUGCACGAAUCUAGCGACGAUACAAGCGACGAUGUGGUCUACGCCCCGUACGGUUGGCGCCAGUUCUUCCGGGAACUGUUCGGAUGCCCGCAAAGCGACGGCUCGCAGGAACGGGACUCGUCGGGAGGAUGGGGAGGUAAUGUGGUGGGAGUACAGAGGAGGAAGGGCUGUGUAACCCGCGACCAUUGGGCGCUUAAAUUCAGGCCCGAUAUCGACGCCUCGCAGUUACCGCGGCGGAUUAAGGGGUUCCGGACAAAGAUCCCGAGCCGGUGCAAGGAGAACUGCGGCUGA
Molecule: messenger RNA, 354 nt
Organism: Daldinia decipiens
Lineage: Eukaryota; Fungi; Ascomycota; Sordariomycetes; Xylariales; Hypoxylaceae
Exons: 2
Coding region: 1-354 (117 amino acids)
Source: RefSeq, a predicted model, not a curated record